AUGGAGCGAAUACGUCGUUAUCUCGAGCGAGCUGGGGUCGACGUCGGCAUACGUCCUUUGGCCAACGUCGAACUCGACGGAGUGGCACGGUUCAGCGACACCAAAUCGAUCGGCAGCCUAAGUCAGCAUUUGUUCGAGAGCGACGAGGACGAGAGGUACUACGGGACGUGCAACGGUUACGCGUCGCACCCAGGAAGCAAAUCGAACCUGUUGCUCUGCAGCGAGUGCGACCAAAAGACGCGAACCUGCACGUACAGGCCGCAGACUCCAGGGUCUUACGUCGGUCGUUACGUCGAGGAACGUCUCGAUCCCGGCGAAGAGUUCGCCUUUCUUCGCGCGGACUACAAGACCCCGGUCCGUACCAGCCCUUCGCCCAGAUCCUCGCGCGAUCCUCAAGAUACCUCUUCCUCGCCGAGACCGCGCGAUCUCGAACGACACUUUCAGGAUUCGUCGUCGCCUCGAUCUUUGCGCCAAGAGCAGGAGCUCUUGUCGUGCGAAUAUCUUGGUCGCGAGGGAACCCUCGAGGAAACGGAAAAGCGCCAGAAACAGGAAACGGAGGAGGACGAGGAGGACGAGGAGGAAGAAGAGGACAGCCCGAUUUGCGAGCUCUGUCAUGGAAACGGCCUCGUCCUCGUUCACUGCGAACACUGCGACUUUUCCACCGAAGGAGAUCUCAUAUGUUUCCGGUGUCAAAGCGACGAGGGCUCCUCGAACGGCAACAACGGGUGUCCCCGUUGCGAGAGAAGCGCCAGGAUGGCAGCUGCCGGCGUCGCUUCCUCCGACGAGGAGAAUCAUCAUCCUCCCGGCAAGUACCCCGUAGACGCGGUCGUCAAGAUCAAACUCAACGAUCGUACGAUCGACGUCGACUCGGACGAUACCAACGACAGCGAUCCUUCGAUCGAUCGUCACAGAGGUCAAGUAGAUCGUCUCGACACCAUCGUCGAGACCAAAGGCGACACUGCCAGCGAAAACGACGACGAUAACGGCGGUGCCAAGCUGAACGGAACUACGAGCCCGAGAUAUCUCAAUUACAUGAUCGUCCUAUUCUUGUAAAUAAAUCCGAACCGCUGCGAGAUCCAUCUAUUUCUAUCCGUGACGUAGGAAGAAGAUAAGAAUGGUCGGCGGCGAUUCGAUAAACUUUGACCGACCUGUACUGUACAUAAACUGCCAGGGGACACGAUAGUCGAAAUCGGCACUCUCUAGUGGCGCCAUAGAAUUAAAAUAGUUAGCUCGUAACGGUGAUUAAGGUGGCAAAAUAAAAAAAAGAAUGAGAGAAGACGAUAAGCGAGAAACGCCGUGCGAAUUAAGAAAACGAGAAAGAGAGAAAGAGAGAAAGAAAGAAAAGAAGAAAAGAAAGAAGCAAAGAAAGAAAUAAAGAAGAUAGAUAGAUAGACAGUCUCAGGAACGACGGCCGACCCGCCGUGACGACUUUCGUCGUCGAGAGCCGAAAAUAUCGAGGCGUUUCCGCGCGCAACCAUUAGAAUGGGUUUGUACAGAGAUCGCGAUUAUACUGUCUCUCACUUAUAAACACCUUCCGUUAUUUUCUAUCCAAUGAUAGGCGACGAAAGAACGACGAAAGAAUCUCGCCGAUUGCGAACUGCUUUACGAAGGAAGAUACACAAAUAUCGAUACGAAGAACUAUAAUACGAAACCGCGAAGUACAUGCUGCCAAUAAUAAAUCAAAAAUCGAAUAGCGCGCGAGGACUUACGAUGUAAGAUUUUUCAUACCUUCGAUCGACUUCUUUCUUAGCUUACGUAAAAGCAAUAGACGCGAGCCCGUACAUACACACGUAUACACGCAUAUCCAUGCAUACACACAGACACAAGCACACACGCGCACGCACACACUCGCGUCUCUUAUUUAUUACGUACAUACGCUUUUAUCGAGUAGAUCCUACGGUAUAAACUUCUCGCGUCUUUCUCGCGGAUUACUCGCGUAUCGUCGGAACGACUAGAAUAAUUUAACGAUACGUCUUACGCGACCGCAGAGCGUGAGAUACGAUAAAUAUGUCAAUUCCUAAAACGCAAAUCGAUACGAUCGAGGCAACGCGUAAACUGCCAUCAUUUUCACACGGUUUUAGCUAAGAUUUUUGCACAAACCCAUGCUAACUCAUGUUCGGGACCAACUUAAAUCUAUCAUCCAAGCGACAAAGCCACUUCCGAGUCUCCACCUUUCGUUCAUAGUCGUUAGUCGCUAAAUUACGCCGGUUUCUCGACAUUUGCGACGUCUAAACGAUUCAAUGUUAACCAACUUUACGAAGAUAGAGGCAGUACUCAUUUCGUUUGAAUCUACUAUUAAAUAAUAGAGAGAAGAAGAACAAGAAGAACAAGAAGAAGAUAUAUUCGCAGAACCAGGCUACCUCUAUUUUCGUACGCGCGGGAAACUACGAAAGGACGCGAUCAUAAUCCAAAAUAAAAACGACGAACGUACGAUCAGAUUCGAUCUCGUAGGACCGUUCGCUUCGAAGACUCGCGGUGUCGCACCUCGCCUACGAUAGACACCGUGAGAAAAUUUCAACGAUUCGAUGAACUCGAGUUCAUCGUCCCGACGCGAACCACGUUUCAAAAGAAAGAAAGAAAAGCGCAGGAUCCGUGCGCGCACUUCUUCGCCUAUUUCAUGGGGGCUUUCGUCACGUGAUAAAGAUGGCGCCCAAUGGGUUCAAAGAACAAAUGAAAAAAGAAACGAAAGGAAAGCUGUACACAAGAAAAAGGAGAAGAAAAAAUGUCGGAGAAGGAGGAAGAAGAAGUGUUUUCCAAAGGAACCAAAAGUCGAGAGAGUACUCGAAUCGAUUCUCGAAAAAGAAAAAAAAAAACAAAUAAAAAGAUGAAAGAAAAAGGGAGGGCGCAACGAAGACGGAACGACGCUACGAGUGAACGAUAUCGAUUUUUUAAAUAUUUUUCAAUCAUCGAAUUAUAGAAUUUACUAGAAAAUGAGACUUUUUUUAACGUCCGUUUCUAAGCCUCUUUGUAAUCGUGUCUCCGAGAGCGAUCGCUACUCGCCGAAG
Messenger RNA from Vespula pensylvanica (western yellowjacket), 3005 nucleotides. RefSeq lists its product as uncharacterized. Lineage: Eukaryota; Metazoa; Arthropoda; Insecta; Hymenoptera; Vespidae. Bases 1 to 1053 code for a protein of 350 amino acids. The transcript has 2 exons. The record is from RefSeq and is a predicted model, not a curated record.